CGGUCCAGUACAGGGUCCUUAGCUGAGUUUGGGGGGUUUGGGGGGCUACCAGAGCUACCGCCGCCGCCGCUGCCUCCACGUUUGAUCAUUUGCAAUGUCAGGCUUUGAUAAUUUAAACACGGAUUUCUACCAGACAAGUUACAGCAUCGAUGACCAGUCACAGCAGUCCUACGAUUAUGGAGGAAGUGGAGUACCCUAUAGCAAACAGUAUGCUGGCUAUGACUACUCGCACCAAGGCCAGUUUGUCCCCGCAGACAUGAUGCAGCCACAACAGCCAUACACCGGGCAGAUUUUCCAGCCAACUCAGGCAUAUACUCCAACUACACCUCAGCCAUUCUAUGGAAACAACUUUGAGGAUGAACCACCUUUAUUAGAAGAAUUGGGUAUCAAUUUUGACCACAUCUGGCAAAAAACACUCACAGUUUUACAUCCCUUGAAAGUAGCAGAUGGCAGCAUCAUGAAUGAGACUGAUUUGGCAGGACCAAUGGUUUUUUGCCUUGCUUUUGGAGCUACAUUGUUACUGGCUGGCAAAAUCCAGUUUGGCUACGUAUAUGGAAUCAGUGCAAUUGGAUGCCUAGGAAUGUUUUGUUUAUUAAACUUAAUGAGUAUGACUGGUGUUUCAUUUGGUUGUGUGGCAAGUGUCCUUGGAUAUUGUCUUCUUCCUAUGAUCCUGCUUUCCAGCUUCGCAGUGAUAUUUUCUUUGCAAGGAAUGGUAGGAAUCAUUCUUACUGCUGGAAUUAUUGGAUGGUGUAGUUUUUCAGCUUCCAAAAUUUUUAUUUCUGCAUUAGCCAUGGAAGGACAGCAACUUCUAGUAGCAUAUCCUUGUGCUUUGUUAUACGGAGUCUUCGCCCUAAUUUCCGUUUUUUGAACUGAAUUUAUCUGGGAUGUAGACAUCAUUGGGCCAAAUAACAAAAAGGACUUUGAACUCUUCAAUCGGACCAGCAAAUGGCUACAGUGCAACUCUCAUGCAGAUCUAAUGUUUGACUCUUGGAGCAGUGGAAGUAAAUAAGUAUCUUUGGUUCAUUUUUAUAGAACUUUUGAAUACUAUAUUGGAUUUAUGCAGUAUGACUAGAUUUAA
This is a messenger RNA of Budorcas taxicolor (takin), 1078 nucleotides long. RefSeq names its product protein YIPF5. The transcript has a single exon. Gene Ontology annotation, cellular component: membrane; trans-Golgi network. Bases 95 to 868 code for a protein of 257 amino acids. The record is from RefSeq and is a predicted model, not a curated record. NCBI's taxonomy places the organism in Eukaryota, Metazoa, Chordata, Mammalia, Artiodactyla, Bovidae. Gene Ontology annotation, biological process: regulation of ER to Golgi vesicle-mediated transport; vesicle fusion with Golgi apparatus; endoplasmic reticulum to Golgi vesicle-mediated transport.